AUGCCUAGUAUGAGAAAAUACCGACGUGACACAACCGAAGUCAGCUGUUGUUUAAAAUAUGUAAUUUUUGGUGUAAAUGUAUUAUUUUGGUUUUUGGGUCUAAUUGUAUUGGCCAUAGGUGUGUGGGCUUGGUCUGAGAAGGAUACUUUCAAUAAUCUUUCUCGCUUGACAAAUAUUGCUUUGGAUCCUGCAUUUAUUUUGAUAUGUGUUGGUACAAUAACAUUCAUAAUUGGCUUCACGGGAUGCGUCGGCGCCUUGCGUGAGAACACGUGCUUGUUAGCGUGUUAUGCAGUGUUCCUUGCUCUUCUUCUGUUAGCUGAGAUGACUGCUGGAAUACUGUUCUUUGUUUUUAAAGACUGGAUAAAACAACAAGCAACAACCGGCUUUCAAUCUUUCAUCACGAACUAUAGAGCGGAUCCUGACCAACAGAACUUGAUAGAUUGGAUACAAGAAGAUUGGUUACAAUGUUGUGGUGUGGAAGGCCCUCGGGAUUGGGAUAGGAACGAUUAUUUCAACUGCUCGAGCGGCGCCGUGGGCUCGCGCGAGGCGUGCGGCGUGCCUUUCAGUUGCUGCAGGAACAAACCCCAAGACAUUAUACGCAAUAAACAAUGUGGAUACGAUGUUAGGAAACCGACUUAUCAAUCGAGCGAGCGCGUGAUCCACGAGCGCGGGUGUCUCGCGGCCGGUGAAGAUUGGCUGCAGCGUAACUUCGUCCCCGUGGCCGCCGCCGUACUAGGACCCUUAGCGUUGAAGAGUUUUGACAUAGCUAAGAUAAUAUAUGACAAGGGUUGCCUUGAGGCCGCCGAAGAGUGGUUCGACAAUAAUCUGUUGAUAGUAGCCACGUCUGCUGUUUGUACCGCUUUUGCACAAAUUCUCGGAAUAUGUUUCGCUCAAAAUCUUAGAGCGGACAUAUUCGCGCAGAAAGCGAAGUGGUAC
Molecule: messenger RNA, 936 nt
Organism: Brenthis ino (lesser marbled fritillary)
Lineage: Eukaryota; Metazoa; Arthropoda; Insecta; Lepidoptera; Nymphalidae
Source: the annotation of a GenBank genome assembly